Molecule: messenger RNA, 1845 nt
Organism: Cyprinus carpio (common carp)
Lineage: Eukaryota; Metazoa; Chordata; Actinopteri; Cypriniformes; Cyprinidae
Gene: qpctlb
Product: glutaminyl-peptide cyclotransferase-like b
Molecular function (GO): glutaminyl-peptide cyclotransferase activity; zinc ion binding
Source: RefSeq, a predicted model, not a curated record
ACAUAGUUUCCCCAUAGUUAUGCUCAAAUGCAUGUGAAUAUGAAAUAUAUGUAAUAUUUAUAAUUCUAUAUCACUGCUUGAAGUAACUAGAGUGAGGACAUUGAGUACACAGAGUGAGGAGUGGGCUGAGGAGCUACGCAGAUAGCUGUCCUGCUCUGGCUCAAUAUCGUCGACUGCAGAAGAACUGAGAAUACGAUCAUUUACAGGCUGCAUCGUCAAGAUGCACAUCAAGGACGAAUCAGAUCGGCGUUGGUGAUGAAAUAUUCCCCAGACUCCGUCCUCUCAGCACAAUGAGCUGUUCGUUUCCUGCGCCCGCGGUGGAUUUGAUAGAGCAAUGGUGCGCCAGUCCCGGACUGCUGGUUUAAUCUUAAUUUGACAUCUCUCGUAAACACAAGAUGAACAGCAUUCGGUACAAAACAGCGUCUGUCAGGUGGUGGAACUAUUCUGUCGCGCGCUGUGACCACGCACGUAUGUGCCGCGUGCGAUUACUGCUGCUGUGCUUGUGCGUGCUGGUGGCAAUUACAUUAACACUGGCAGUAUCACUGUCUAAACACCAAACGGAAGAUUAUGAUUUUCCUCCCAAACCUCCCGAUCUAUUCAAAGACAAGCUGAAUCACCAGCCAGGUAAACCCUCUAUUGCUCAAGUAAAGCGGCUUGUCUCGCAGGUGAAUCGGCAAAGACUGUGGUAUUCCCAUCUGCGACCCAUUCUCACUGAACGCCAGCCAGGAAGUCGUGGGAGUCAGGCUGUUCGAAAACACAUCUUUUCUAAACUGGAUUCUCUUUCGGCGGGCUGGUCUGUGGAAGUGGACUCCUUCAUCUCCGAAACCCCUCAUGGCCCUGUUAGCUUCACCAAUGUCCUGGCCGUGUUAGACCCAAUGGCUCCUCGCCGAUUGCUUCUGGCUUGUCACUAUGACUCCAAAUUCAUACCUUCAGAUCCUAGUGACCCACAGAAGGUGUUUGUGGGUGCCAGUGAUUCAGCUGUGCCUUGUGCUAUGAUGCUGGAACUGGUCACAGCUUUGGAUCCACACCUCAGAAAGCACAAGCAGCUGGUUUCCAGGGUGACCCUGCAGUUGGUUUUCUUUGAUGGAGGAGAAGCUUUUGAGCAGUGGUCUCAGACAGACUCACUAUAUGGUUCACGGCACCUCGCAGACUCCAUGUCCCGCAUUCCUCACCCCCCGGGUUCUGAACAAACCACACUGCUGAAUGCUGUGGAUCUGCUUGUUCUUUUGGACCUUAUUGGUGCCCCUGAUCCCAUGUUUGUGAAUCACUUUGAGAACACAGCUCGCUGGUUUGACCGCCUUAUCGCUGCUGAGAAGAGACUUCAUAAUUUGGGGCUCCUGUCUUCCCAUCCCAAAGAGCAAACUUAUUUCAUGAAGGAUGUGAAUAUGGGGCCAGUUGAAGAUGAUCAUAUUCCUUUCCUUCAGAGAGGAGUUCCAGUGCUGCACAUAAUCGCUACGCCAUUCCCUUCCUUCCUCCACACGAUGGAUGACACAGUAGACAAGAUUCACAGUCACACUGUGGAGAAUCUCACCAAAGUCCUUGUGGUAUUCCUGGCUGAAUAUCUGCGGCUCUAGGAUGCUAUGAUAUAUGAUAUUCCAUCCAACCACAUCCGUCGUGGAUUGGUCUAUACCUCAGAUGCACUGCUUUAGGAUAUCUGAUAUCAGUGACUGUUCUCAGAGAUACAUAAAGUACUGUAUGUUCUCAGGCUGCCAUCCUACAGUGGUGUAAAAAAAGUGUUGGCCCCCUUCCUGAUUUCUAAUUUUUUUGCAUGUUUGUCACACUUUAAUGUUUCAGAUCAUCAAACAAAUUUAAAUAUUAGUCAAAGGGAACAUAAGGGGAAAAAAA